AUGACGGUCGAUCGGGCCAGAUCGCAUGAAAUCGAUUCCGUUGACGAGGGUCGUAUUGUUGGAGGCCAGCCAGCUAAUAUCGACGAUCAUCCGUAUCAGGUGUCCCUCCGAUAUAACAAUCGUCACGUAUGCGGUGGUGCUAUCAUUAGCGAGGAAUGGGUCGUCACAGCCGCGCACUGCGUCCAGAGAGCCUUUGCCCGAUUCAUUUCAAUACAGGCUGGGACUUCCAAUCUGAAGGACGACGGCGUAGUCGUUGAUGCAGAAGAAAUCAUUGUCCACGAGCUGUACGAUUCAAGGGAUUCGGAUUACGAUAUAGCUUUGGUUCGGUUGAAAAAACCGCUGGUCUACGAUAACCGGGUGAGACCGAUCGUCCUGGCACCGGUCGCCGAUCAUUACAACGCUGGCAGCAAGGCGUUGGUGACCGGUUGGGGACUGUUGAAAAGCAACGGACGGAUAUCGAACCAGUUACGUAAGGUCGAGGUACCGCUGGUCUCGAACACGGAGUGCUCAGAAUUGUACGGUGGACGGCCUAUUACACGGAGAAUGAUUUGCGCUGGAUACGUGAAUCUCGGCAGCAAGGAUGCGUGCCAGGGUGACAGUGGUGGACCGAUGGUGCAACACGGCCGAUUAAUCGGGAUCGUGUCCUGGGGUAUCGGUUGCGCGCUGCCGUCUUAUCCUGGCGUUUACACGCGAGUGACAGUCCUUCGAAGUUGGAUUACAGCGAAAACUGGCUUGUGA
Dufourea novaeangliae is the source of this 738-nucleotide messenger RNA. RefSeq names its product trypsin-7-like. The record is from RefSeq and is a predicted model, not a curated record. Gene Ontology annotation, molecular function: serine-type endopeptidase activity. Gene Ontology annotation, biological process: proteolysis. The transcript is spliced from 6 exons. Lineage: Eukaryota; Metazoa; Arthropoda; Insecta; Hymenoptera; Halictidae. Bases 1 to 738 code for a protein of 245 amino acids.